Messenger RNA from Sander lucioperca (pikeperch), 2446 nucleotides. Its product is annotated as torsin-1A-interacting protein 2-like. Lineage: Eukaryota; Metazoa; Chordata; Actinopteri; Perciformes; Percidae. Gene Ontology annotation, molecular function: ATPase activator activity. The record is from RefSeq and is a predicted model, not a curated record. The coding region runs from base 249 to 1892 and encodes 547 amino acids. Gene Ontology annotation, biological process: membrane organization. The transcript is spliced from 9 exons. Gene Ontology annotation, cellular component: membrane.
UGCCUAAACCUAACCAAUCCAACCAACGAAGGCAACGAGUACUAGGCAAUCAGAGGCAGAGUAGGGCGGGUCAUGCCUUCGGCAUCCUAGGAAACGCAAAUUUGCGUGCGGCGCAAGUAACCCAAAACAUCCAUGGAUACAACGCGAGCGAUAAGAAACUGAAACUGAUAAGGAAGCAAUGUUCCACGGCGAUGUGAUCAAGGCUUUGAACUAGCUAUCUCUUGAGUGAAGUGCCCCCAUCCAAAGACAUGGCAGAGCCAGACCCAGAUCACCACCACACAACAGAAUGCAAGGACGAAUCAUCAUCUGAGUUUAAACAGUGGGAGACUGAUAAUACUCCGAAUGAAGAGCAGCAACUCUCCGUAGAUUCAGUGUCAUCAUCUGCAUCCACAAACAGAGAGACUAACGACAAUGGUGAAGACGUGGAGCAGCCUGACGUUAAAAACGGUGAUUCAGCUGAAAAGAAGACGGUGCCUCUUCCAGAAGGGUCUUCACCCUCAGAUGAGGACACAGCGCCGAGGGUGAAGGAGAACAGCACGCCACUUGAUGAAGGAAGUCACGGUGAUUACAGGAGCAAGACACCAGAGAAUGAGCCAUCGACCACGCCAGCUGAAGAGAGCUCCAACGGUGAUUCAGCUGAAAAGAAGACGGUGCCUCUUCCAGAAGGGUCUUCACCCUCAGACGAGGACACAGCGCAGAGGGUGAAGGAGAACAGCACGCCACUUGAUGAAGGAAGUCACGGUGAUUACAGGAGCAAGACACCAGAGAAUGAGCCAUCGACCACGCCAGCUGAAGAGAGCUCCAGAGAAAACCACACCGGGGAGAAGAAGAAAGCACCAGAAACAACCAGCCCACCAGCCCUGGGUGUCAGAAAGGAUGAUCAAGUAGAUCAACAUAAUGAAGAAAGCCCAGACCCUAACAACACUGAAGCUGGAGAGGAUGAUGGAAGCAGCCCGAAGAAGGAUUUAACUCCUGAGGAAGAAAAGGAUAUACAGGAUAACACCUCCCCACAGAGGAAGGAAAAUGUUGAUGUUCCUACCGCUCAGGAGUCUGCUGAUGCUCAACAUGCAGUUCCAGAGGUUAUUGGAAAUCAAGGAGGAAGUAGAAGAUACCUGAUAUUAGGUAUAUUGGGGAUAGUUGUUGCCCUGCUGGUGUCGCAUCUCCAACCCGAGUCUCCACCUCAGAAAGAAGAUGUGCGGCAAAUAGACAUCUUCCUCAGGCAGUUGGAAAAAGUAAAGACUCAGUUUCCUAACCAGCGUGCUGAGCUCUGGAAUAGGAGCAAGAUCCACCUGCUGAGGCACCUCCAGUCAGCCCAGCCCACAGAGCCAGUCAGUCUGAUCCUGACUGCAGGCCACAGAGCUGAGACCACACUGCGCUGCCUGGCUCAGGGGCUGGCCUCCGCCUUCUCGUCUGCCCUCAACGCCUCCGUCCUCCACAUCGACGGAGCCAGCAAAGCCAGCCAGGACAGCGACCAGGUCAAACUGGACAUCGACAGCAAGUUGCAGGGAGCUUUCGAAGGUGACAAACCCGUGGCUGUCAUUGACCGCUUCGAAGAGCUGCCUCCAGGCUCCACCCUUAUUUUUUAUCGCUACUGCGACCACGAGAACGCCGCCUACAAGAAGACGUGUCUGAUCUUCACUGUACUGCUGGGGGACGAAGAGGAGAUUCCUGCCGAGACUCGUUUGAGUACUGUGGAGGAGAUGGUGGACGACCAUCUACAGAAGAAGUUCCUUUCGGAUGGCCAUCCAGUAUCUUUUGACAGGAUGGACCUUGAUAAGUACGGUGGACUGUGGAGUCGUAUUUCUCACCUCAUCCUGCCUGUGGCAGCAGAGAAAAGGAUAGAACAUGAAGGGUGCAAGGACAUCAAUACUCACUCUUGUUGGACCUUUUAGUCUAAGCACUUAACUACUGUCAGAUUUCUCACUGGUUGACUCUGGUCAUUCUGGGGCUAGUAGCAGUGGUUUUAAAGACCCAAUGGUUUCUUAAAUGUAAUAUAUUGAAGCAAGUAGAAAUAAGACACUUAAUAUUAUGCCGAUUAUGAUAUGGGAUGUUUGUAAAAAAAAAAAAAAUAAUAAUAAUAAUCUGUGGACAUUGGUUGUGAAAAAAAACCCAGCUGUGGUGCUUUAUUCUUGUAGUACUUUGAUCAAUUGUAAUUCUGGAUAAAUUGCAACAUUAUUCAACUUGGCGCUUUGUGGAUUUUACAUCACAAAGAGUUACAAGACAUAACAAUUUGUUUGGUAUCUCAACACAGGGUUAAUUGUUUUUAUGACAAAUUUCUUUUCUGUCAUUCUCAAACCUACAUGGCACCACAUGCCUUAACUGAACUCCCCAUGUUCUUUUUUAUACAUACAUAGUUAUCACAGUACAGGAAGGAGUUUGAUGAUAAAAUAAGUGCAUACGUUGAAUGUGCCUUAAAGUCUGAAUAAACAAGCCAAUUCAAAUGCUU